Messenger RNA from Drosophila nasuta, 734 nucleotides. RefSeq lists its product as uncharacterized. NCBI's taxonomy places the organism in Eukaryota, Metazoa, Arthropoda, Insecta, Diptera, Drosophilidae. The record is from RefSeq and is a predicted model, not a curated record. The transcript is spliced from 2 exons. The coding region runs from base 103 to 603 and encodes 166 amino acids.
UAAGCCCCCUCCAAUGUCUAGCCAGAUAUUAGUCUCUCUGAAACUACCACGACUGAGCUAUACUCAGAAGAAAACGAAAUCGAAUCGCUUGAACAAAAUAAAAUGAAAUUCGCAAUUGUUUUACUCGCUGCCAUCGCCUGCGCUACCGCUCAGGGUCCACCUUUCAACUUUGCGGCUGCGAAUCCUUUCGCUGCCGCAUAUAAUCCAUAUUUAAAUGGACUUUUCGGUACCUCCCUUCCAGGAGCAGGUGCGGGAGGUGCUGCUCCAGCUGCCCCCGCAGCACCCGUAGCUCCCGCUGCCCCAGUUGUUCCAUCAUUCGGAGGCUUCUCUGUCUCCGUCUUCUUCCAGUCCGUUGUGCUGCAAAAGGAAGCCGAUCGUCUGCUCGCCCAGCCCGAUUUCCCCGCAGAUCUUGCACAGCGUGUACAGGCUAGCCUGGAUAAGGCACAAGAAGGAUUCGCUGGCUGCACCACCGCCACUUUGCCCUGGCUGCAGAUCCGUUGCGUCAAGCCCACUCUGACGGCUGCCAAGAACGAGCUGAAGGCCAUCGAUGACGAGUGGCAGGCACGUCUUGCUGCCUCCACCCCCGCAGCAGUCGUUGUUUAAGCCUCAGGCGAAAAAACUUUGCAUUCACUGUAAAUGAAACAAACUAACUAAAAAGCAAUACACCAGCAUAGAUUCGAUAUACUUUAAUAAACGUUUGAAAAGCAGCAAAAAAAAAAAACAAGAAAAAGAAA